AUGCCCAAAAGAUCUCUUGAUGCCGCGAACAUGGCCGGCCCAAUCAAGCCUGCCCCAACCCGAAAGACUGAGCGAUCCCAUGAAGAGAAUCAAGAGCGAGCAUAUAUUGCAGCCUCAAGGCGAGCAGACCGAAGCCUUGAAGCCCGUGUUCAGUCGGCUAGGAUGGCCAGCGAAAUCCAUAAGAAACGAACUGGGAAAGCUUUCCGAAUCACUGAGGAAAUUGUUAUGAAGGAGGAGAUGUAUGAGGAAGAGGACGAUGAAUUCCCUCGAUCAUACCGGAUUCUCAAACAGAGCAUGCAAACGGACAACCCUGCCUUCAAUGCUAGAGUGGACGCAUAUCUCACGAAUCGUGUGGCCAUGUCAAAAAUAAUCUCGGCCACUGAGACUGAUUGGCGCAACAACGAAAUCAAUAUGGAAUUUGCGAGAAUGUUCCCUCAAGCUCAGCAACAAGCCCAAUCUCUUUCCCACAGAUACUCCGCACCAGGUUACUCGGUACUUCACGCACGAAACAGCACCGUCUCGACCCCCAUGGAGCAGCAUUUUGACCCAAACUUCCAGCCUAUCAACUAUGGACAACAGUGUAACAAUAGACAUGGCGACCGAAGCCUUUCCAUGUCAGGCCUCUCUCCUUCUGAGUCGAGAAACGAUACAGCCAUGUCGCCACCAGCUCUCACACCAGGUUCCGGGUCGAAUUCCGAGACGCCCCAACCUUGUUGUACAUCAUCUUUUGCAAACGUCCAGCCGCCUCCCAUGAUGGAAUAUAAUCCCGACAGCUCAGCUUUCACGGCAGAGCUACCGGCUGAGGCCAAGCUGUUGAUGGGUGCGGGUAUAAACGAUACUUUCGGCUCUGCUCUUUAUAGUGAGCCUCACAACUGGGCGGGUCCCCAAUCUUAUGAUUACAGUGGCGAUUCCAAGUAUUAUAAGGAAGAGGACACUGAACUUGGCGUCGCUGGUGAGAGUUAUCCUGAGAUAUCGGAUCCGCUAAACUGGGAUAGCCUCGACACACCCACCAAGCCCUACGGCGACCAAGAACCUGCCUGGGACUGUUUUCUCCACGAUAAUUGGGGCAACGAGCAGCAGCAGCAAUAA
This is a messenger RNA of Fusarium redolens, 1089 nucleotides long. RefSeq lists its product as uncharacterized. The transcript is spliced from 2 exons. The record is from RefSeq and is a predicted model, not a curated record. NCBI's taxonomy places the organism in Eukaryota, Fungi, Ascomycota, Sordariomycetes, Hypocreales, Nectriaceae. Bases 1 to 1089 code for a protein of 362 amino acids.